CUAAAUUUGUUUGUCGGCAGGAACAUGGAAGUGAUCGGUAUAGUGGGGGAGGGCAGGGAGGACGCGUGGGGCCGCACCAUGACGCCCCCGCGGCUGCUGAUGCAGCGCGUGCACAUACCUUUUACCUUCAAACUGCAGGAGAACGCGCCACUUGGAUAUAGCGGCGUGAACUGCUGCGUGUCGUCGACAGUGCGGUACUGGCACGCGAGCUGGUGGGGCGCGCCGGUGCGGGAGCUCCAUCACACACUGUGGGGCUCGCUCGCGGACAUACUCGCCUCCACGCAUCUCAACUUUACCAAAAGCAACCCGCACGAUGAGAAAGCGUUGAGGCUGUCUACAGCGGAAACGUUGCAGUUAGGUCCGCCGCCGCGAACCUGCUACCCGCUGGUGGUGAUACUGGCGCGGGACCUCCGGGACACUGGGGAGCUGCGGCCCGAUGAUACGGUGGCGUUGGUGAGCGUGGUGCAUAUCAGAGACGAACAGUGUCCACUGCCGAGCGGUGUUAUCGCGCAGUACCUCAAGCAGGCGAACGGACACCUCUCGUGCUUAAAGCAAUUGUACGUGAGCGGCGAGUGCGGCGGCGAGGCGGACUACGCGUCGGACUCUGCGCAGGCGGCGGAGGCGCUGUGCUGCGUGUGCGCCGCGCAGCCGCUGUCGCGCGCGCUGCUGCCGUGCCGGCACGCAUGUUUGUGCGCGCGCUGUCUGCCGAAACUGGACAAGUGUCCGAUAUGUCGCAGCGUGAUCACGAGCUACUUCUGCAUCCGCAACGAGGACGACCUCGCCGAGAUGAAGCAGCAACGGUUCCCGUUCAACCGGCGGCUGUUCAACCUGUUCCACUACCAUUAGCGACGGCGGCCGUGCGAUGUGAUCUCGUCGGGUGGAAAAUCCGUGAACGAAGAAAACACUGCGCGAGUGAAUUUUGAUUGUUUAAGAAGUGAUAAAAACUCGAACUGAAAAAACACGUGUAACAUUGAUGUGUAAUUUUUAAAUACCAAAAAAAAUUACGUAAAUCAUUUUGUGAAGUGAUAUAACCUUUUUACAUUUUUUGUGUUUUUUUUUUCUGAAAAGACAAGGUUUUUACGAAUGGCUUGUGGAAGGUAUAUCAUUAAAAUUAAUUACACGGCAAAAAAAACGUUUUGUUUUUUUUUUCUUUAGACAUCGAAUAUACCUCGCACACGCCAUUCGUGAACUUUAUAUGAAACAAUAGACUGUAACUUCAAGUCUUAGUUUAAAAUGUGUCGAUAAAACAGCGUGCUUAAGACGAAAAAUACAUUCUUACGUCUGUCACUGCCAUCUGCUUAAUAUUGUAAUUUUAGUCGUAGCUUUAAUUUGUAAAAUUCUAUUCUGCUGAAGCAUAUUUUCCUUAAAUAAAAUAAUCAUUUGUUGCCAUCGCAUACUUUCAUCGUAGUUUAAUAUUUGCCACUGUUUUAUAGCUUUACAAUUUUUUUUUAUGUCAUUAAAAGAAUUUUUUUUUCACCACCUUUAAAAAACAAAAAAAAAUUAUCGACACAUAUUAUAUGUAAUAAAACAAAAAAUAUUAAUUUAAGUGUGGGUGCAAAAUAUGGAACUGUGAUAAAACGAGAUGCUUUGUGAAUUUGCUAACUUGUAAAUAUGUAGUAUAAAGUUUAAAAUUGUUUGUGUCCGUACUAGUGUUUUGAUAUGAAAGUACAGUAUGAUUGUAACGUAUUAUAAGAAAACAUGUAAAAAGACAAAAAAUAUUCUGCAGACUUGCGCGUGGAGUUAUGUCGUCCCUUGAUAGUCAAUUUGUGUGUUGUGAAUGACUUGAAAAUGAGCAAUAUAUUAUAGCUUAAAUUUGCCUAAUGCAAGCUGUAAUCUUUGUUAAAUUCACUAGUUUAAUUUCUAAAACAUUUGAGUUUAGGCAGCUUGCUUUGAAAAAAUCUUAAAAAAAUGCUCGAUAUUUUGAAAAACAAAUUCAGACAUCGGGCUUCAUCCAAAUUGUGAUAUUUAUUUGUUAUAGAGAGAGGUAUGGCGUAAUUCCACGCAAAUUUGUGACACCGCAGUGUCCCUAUAAUUAACUAAUUAAUUUUAACCCCCUGACGUCUUGAAACCCCUGUAAGGGCCAUAUAAAAACACCAAUGACAAUGAACAAUAAAUUUUACAAUAUAUCAGAGGUCCAACUAUACACAGUAGCCAUGAAAUGUAGCGUUUACAAAAAAAAUACAGAAAUACAAAAACAUUUCACAUAAUCGCCUAAAUCUAUAGAUCAAUUCUCUUUUAUAUUCGCAUCUUUUAAGUCGUUAGAAAAAAUAUCUUUAAUUAUCUUGUAACCUCAAAACUCUUUUGCAAUUAACUUCUUAUGAAAUAUCGGGUAUUUUCGCUAGGUCGUGAUGUUGUCACACGAAAAAUAUAAUUGUAAUUAAUGUCUACUUAUCAUCAAAGCUAGAAAUCCCCAUUCCUUACUCUUUAAACUUUUAAUAUUGUACUGUAAUGUUUAGAUUUCUUAUUGCGAAUACGACUCGCGCAGUUAAACAAUGCGACGGUAGAUGGCGCUAUUUAUACGCUUUGUUUCAGUCUUUCUCGCACUAGCUUGUAAGGACAACAAAAUAAGCGCUACUGUAUGUUUAUUUCUUACUAGAUGGCCUUUUUGUAGACAUUUCAAAACAAAAACAAGCAAUUACGACUUGCAUCUUAUUUAUACUAACACAACUUUUUUGCUGACUCUAUUUUCAAACAUUGUUUAAUUGCGCGCCUUGUACCGUUAGUAGUUUCACGAUAUAAGCUAAUCGACGCGAAUAAAAUAUUUUUAUAUGGUCCACCGUAUUUAUAUUGUAAAUAAUUUGUAUCCGUGUAGUCUUCCAAACUAGUGUUCUAAUUUAGAUCUCAUUAAUCGACUUUGUAUAAAUUGGCAAAAUGUAAUCGCCUCAAAAUGGCGGAAUCCGAGUCACCAAUCGUCUGGGAUAGUCAAAGUAACUAGCAUUGAUAAAUACAGCGUAACUAAAGUAUCCAAAUUGAGAUUAAUGAAAUAAAUAUGGGGACGUUCAGUUCGAAAUCCCCCUUAAAUAUAUGUUUGAUACUUCGCAGUAUUUACCAGUGCUUACUACGCUGCAUUUUAGUCAUCUACUUAAGUAGCUACAUUCAACACUUCCAAUCCCAAUUUUAUUUUCACAAUAACGAAAUAAAAGAUAUUUACUUUACUUCGCAUAAAGAAAUUACCAUUAAAAAUAACGUGUACAGGCGAUUUGAAGUUUUGAAUUUACAGCUACUUUUGUGUCUGACUGUACUAACCUCGACGCAAUGUAUUUUAAAAAUUAUUUGCCAAAGUGCCAAAAUGGUGAAUAGUUGAACUCGGAGACCCGAAAUGUAAAUUGGCAUCUAUCAUACCAUUAGGAAUUUAAAAUGUGUAAUAAAGAACUCGAGUCAAAUAAGUGGCACUCUUUAAAGGUCCCCAUAAUGUAUGACUAAAUAUCGAUAAAAAGCUAAGUCAACUUCUGAGGCUCUGCAACAUCUUAAACGUAUUAAUUUAUCGAUAAUUGUCGAUGAACUUUGAACGAGUCUGUUAACAUUAUUUCAUAGACAUUACUAAAAUACUAUACAAAAUAUAAGCCUUUGAGACUAUGAAGGUAAUACGACAUAGUUUAUCUAUGAACGUUGCAAUAAAAUUUAUCGACUGAUCAAAUUUGUCGAGUGUGAAUAAUAAAAAAAUAUAAAAAAAAUCCUACAUUUAAUAAGAGGGAAGGAUUUUUUUUAAAUAUUUUCCUACUUAUCAUUAAUAAUUAUUAAAGUAUUUCGACGUACAGUAUGGCUGCUCAGUCGUUGCCGGCCUGAAGUUAAUCACGAGUGGCGAUAAAGCCAUCGUCACUACAGGACAGAGAACAUGUGUUGUGACUACCUUCAAACCGGCACAGACAUUGCGGGCUAUGUUGUUAUCGACAUUUGCACAUGCAUUCAAAAGAAAUAUGUGCUAUUUGUUAUUUUUUUCCUUUCCCUUUAAUGUACCGUUUAUGGGGUGGAUAGGGAAAAGUAUAUUUAAAUUAUUUAUACUAAAUUAAAUUCAUAUUUUUGUUUUGUCCUACUACUUAUAUAUUUUAUACUACUACUACUAUAUUUUUUUAAACGGGCUCGAUAGUGACCCCACUGCUCCGAUGGUACAUGGUGUAAGGUCUAAAUAGGGUGUCGAAUGAUGAGACAUGAUUAACCUUCACCAGUCGAUACAAUUAUGCCGGCCUUUUUGAAAAUUUAUCCCUAUUCGCCCCCUUCAUCCCCAUUGAACCCUCUGACCGUUUCGCAUAAACGUGAGAGCAACAGGAGGUGCCGUCCACAACUAUGAGAAGCGAAUGAAGCCAACUGCCCGCUCCCUUACGUUUGUACGCCAUAACUUAGAAAUUUUAAUGUUGCAAUUAAAUACGUUCCUAUUUU
This is a messenger RNA of Manduca sexta (tobacco hornworm), 4377 nucleotides long. RefSeq names its product cell growth regulator with RING finger domain protein 1. Lineage: Eukaryota; Metazoa; Arthropoda; Insecta; Lepidoptera; Sphingidae. The transcript has 7 exons. The record is from RefSeq and is a predicted model, not a curated record. Bases 25 to 846 code for a protein of 273 amino acids. Gene Ontology annotation, biological process: negative regulation of cell growth.